Molecule: messenger RNA, 261 nt
Organism: Adineta ricciae
Lineage: Eukaryota; Metazoa; Rotifera; Eurotatoria; Adinetida; Adinetidae
Source: the annotation of a GenBank genome assembly
AUGACUUAUGUCAUACCGGCCGUCACACUUUUAGAAAGAAAACUUUUUCUCAUUGUUUACAUUGAUUUAGGAUGGAUAACAACAAGAAGCAUGAGUAUCGCACGUGAUUCACAUACAUCGGUCUUAUUAUUCGAUGGAACUAUGUUGAUUAUUAGUGGAUCUAGUUCAGGUUAUGCCAAUCUUACUGAAUCGUAUAGUCCAGGAACAGGCACUUGGCCAUCAAAAGUUUCCAUUAGUGUUCCACGAUGGCUUCAUACAUGA